Molecule: messenger RNA, 1479 nt
Organism: Anoplopoma fimbria (sablefish)
Lineage: Eukaryota; Metazoa; Chordata; Actinopteri; Perciformes; Anoplopomatidae
Gene: lrrc69
Product: leucine rich repeat containing 69
Exons: 8
Coding region: 1-1032 (343 amino acids)
Molecular function (GO): protein binding
Source: RefSeq, a predicted model, not a curated record
AUGACGGAGUCAGUGAUAAGAGCUCUAUAUGGCAACGCGACUUCUUUAAAUUUAAGUUCCAGGAAAAUAAAGGUCGUUCCCACGUGUGUUUCCAGUAUAACAAACCUUUCGGUUCUGCUGUUGAACAACAACGUCAUCACCUCGCUGCCCGCCGAGCUGCUCUCUCUGCGACACCUAGCUGAGCUGAAUUUAGGGAAUAAUGCCUUGAAUGAGGUCCCCGCUGUUUUGGGACAUCUGGAGUCAUUGAAGAAACUGUAUCUGUUCAGAAACCAAAUCACAGCAGUGCCACCCGGUGUGAUAGAUGGUUUACGAAACCUUGUUGUGCUCAAUCUGAACCACAACCAGAUCCAGAGACUCCCACCAGAGAUUAAAAGUUUGAGUAGGCUUCGACAUCUGAGUGUGCUGGACAAUAAGCUGAAGGAGCUCCCUAUUGAGUUGGGUCAUCUCACCAAGUUGACUGAGAUAAACUUGACUUCCAAUAAUUUGUCCUGGCUACCUCGGCAGCUGUACCAGUGUAAGGACCUAACCAAGUUGCACGUAGCCAGAAACAAGCUGACCAGCCUACCAGAGGGAAUUGGGGCACUGGCAAAACUCCAAGUCCUGGAUGUGGCUGGAAACAAGUUGUCCAUGUUCCCUGUUGAGUUUCACCUGCUGCCCCUGAAGGAGCUUUACUAUGAAGGCAACAGGUUUGUGCGCUGUGAGCCGAUGUCAUCAGUGCAGGAUGCGGAAGUGCUAACGUUAAAGGAACUGGCUGCCAGGUUUGUCUUGCGGGAGGACAGGAACCGGUCCUCUCUGGUCCACAGGAUGCUCCCUCACUACCCGACCCUGAACGCCCUGCUGGCCAAGGGCAGCUGUUGUGCGCUCUGCCUGGACCCCUUCCUCACCACCUGGCUGGAGUGUGUGCAUUUUAUCAGUCUGAAGCAGGAAAUGAAAAUGAGGAGUUUGCAGACCGUUCCAGUUCGUGCCCUUCUUUGUUCAUACAAGUGUUUUAAUACGGAUGGACACUCCUAUUAUGGUGUUGCUAAAAGAUAAAUACAAGUUAAUUAAAAAGGUACUAUUAUGAUCUCAAUCACUAUCCUUUCAAAUUUUUUAAACUAAAACUGUGGACACAGGUCUGUUAAUACACAUAUUUAACAACAGACAUAACAGCAGUUAGAUGUGUGGUAUUUAAAUAUGGUGCUUUGAUUUCCAGUAUAUAAGUUUUUUGUCCUUCAAACAUCUCACAGAUGCCAUUUGACUCUGCGGCCACUAGGUGGCAUCCAAUGAACAUUGAAAACUGUCUAUCUGGUCGGAUCCUGCUUCAAUGCUUCAUACAGGCUUCAGUUGACAGCAGGUAGAAUAUAUGUGUGCCAACCAAAGCUUUUAUACAAUUCCCAAUGAUAAAGUUAACACUGCAACAGCUGGAUACCAGUUCUGUACAUGGUGACUGUGCUUACUACUGUGUACUAUACUUAGUACACAGUAGUAUGUGAUUACCUG